Messenger RNA from Echinostoma caproni, 2133 nucleotides. Lineage: Eukaryota; Metazoa; Platyhelminthes; Trematoda; Plagiorchiida; Echinostomatidae. The record is from the annotation of a GenBank genome assembly.
AUGCCAAUCAAGAGAGGGCAUGUUGCCCCUCAAAACACCUACAUUGUUACAUUAAUCAGAAGUUUUGAUUCCCAAUGCAUAAAUUUCCUCGCUGCCAAUGCUAUGUUUCACACGAAGCCAAUAAUCUAUUGCAGUGAUGGAUUGUGUGAAUUGUUUGGCUAUACAAAGGGACAGCUGAUGCUCAAAUCUUCUACCUUGAAAGUACUUUAUGGCUCCGAAACUUCCGCUGAAUCCAUUGAAGCCUUAUGCUUAGCACUGGAGGAAACGAAAGAAACAGAAAUCACCAUGAACUUGUACUCGAAAGAAGGAUCUCAGCACCACCUUUCACCGGGCUCCAGUCACAACAGUGUCACUGCUUGCGAUACCGGAGUUGUAAACCAAAGCGCACGAGAUCGGAUCCGUCGAAACAGACCGAUAUCACUUUUCCUUCCUGAUCGUACCGGCCGAUCAAAUGAUUCAAAUCGACUCCUAAGAGCACCAAACUCUGGUGUUCGUGAUAGUGAUGACAAGGCAAACGCGGUCAAUACUUCUAACGACGCUCCAUCAACCAAGUCUCGUGCAGCCACGUGGUAUCGAACGCGAACAGCCAGCGAAGAGGACAGCAGUUCUGUGUUGCUCCGUCCGUUUAAUGCUCGUGGACGCAGUGGAGCGCACAUCAAUACUGCCGAAUCGGAAGCACUUCGUUUGGUUUUGAGCAGUCACACCGAACCAACAAAAUCCUCAGUGACAGAAAAGUUUGCGCAGUUUCUGUCGAUGGAUGAAGACCUGCAUGUCGAACAUCGAUUCCAGUCGCCACGGAUGCACAAAUUCACACUCAAACACUACAGCGUGUUUAAAGCAGUAUGGGACUGGAUCAUUUUGGCACUCAUUAUUUACACUGCCAUCGCGACACCGUACACGGCUGUGUUUCUAAUUGAGAAUGGAAACAAAUAUGCCAAGUUAAUUGCGUAUCGCAACAAUUCCCAAUGGGACUCCUAUGCCGGUUCAAAUUUGUCGGGGUUCAACGGUACGUCAUCGCGCAGUCUCAGCAGCUCGUCGUCAGCCUUGCUGUCCACUGUGGACAUCCUGGUAGACAUAAUGUUUUUCGUGGACAUUCUGAUCAACUUCCGGACCACGUAUGUGAACAAAAAUGACGAGGUGGUUUCGCAUCCUCGACGUAUAGCGACACACUAUAUCAAAGGCUGGUUUUUCAUCGACCUAGUCGCUGCUAUCCCCUUUGAUUUGAUCUUCUUCCAAUCAUCUGGUGAACAGCCCACCGCCCUAACUAGCGUGCUCAAGUCAGCCCGUCUGUUACGACUUGUUGGAAUAGUUCGGAAGUUGGAUCGGUAUUCGGAAUACGGAGCGUCUAUUCUACUCCUAUUGACGGCACUGUUUGCCUUGAUUGCCCACUGGUUGGCUUGCAUUUGGUACGCUAUCGGCCACGCUGAGCAUCUACGACGGGAGCCCAAAAUCGGUUGGCUCGACACACUGGCCGUGCAAACGGAACAAUUCUACACGGACGAUCCGCAAUCCGGUCCCAAUUUGCCGACNCCUCGAUCGGAUUCGGCAAUGUCAGUCCGAAUACGAAUGCGGAAAAAGUGUUCUCCAUUAUUGUCAUGCUUGUCGGAUGAAGAGGUCAACUAUGCCUACAUAGAUCUAAAUAUAUCAGACGGUAUGGGAGGUUUUAUUACGCACUUCAUCGCAGCCGGCCCCAUUGGUGAGAAUGAACGGGCUUCACAACCAUCUGAUCGCGGUUACCCAUACCCUGUGAUCGGCGUCAAUGUUGUUGUGAAUGUUGAUCCUGUUGAUCACACAGCCCUUAUGUACGCAAGCAUAUUCGGUAAUGUGGGUGCACUGAUCCAACGAUUGUACAGCGGGACCGCACGCUAUCAUGCCCAAAUGCUCCGGAUCAAAGAAUUCAUCCGAUUUCAUCAAAUCCCCAGUCCACUGAAGCAACGUCUGGAAGAAUACUCCACUCAAGUGUGGGAGCACACAAACGGGAUCGAUAUGACCAUGGUACAAUACAGUUUCCCCGAAUCGCUUCAGUCCGACAUUUGUCUUUACGUCUAUCGGGACUUUCUAGGCGGUUCAUCUGCAUUUAAAUGUGAGUCCGAACAUGUUUGUGUCACUGGCCGGAUUGCACUUGGUAACUAA